Adineta ricciae is the source of this 588-nucleotide messenger RNA. The record is from the annotation of a GenBank genome assembly. NCBI's taxonomy places the organism in Eukaryota, Metazoa, Rotifera, Eurotatoria, Adinetida, Adinetidae.
AUGGAUAAAAUUCAACAACAACAAGCUGGUCAACCAGAUCGUCAAAAAGCUCCGGUUGCAGCCAAUCAACCACGAGAAAAUCUCGUUCGAUACAACUAUCACGAGGACAACGAAGGUUUGAUCAAUCGUCAGAUCAAUUUAGAAUUGUAUGCUAGUUAUGCUUAUAUGGCUAUGGCACAUCAUUUCAAUCGAUCCGAUGUUGCAUUAAAAGGACAUUAUGAUUUUUUCAAGAAGAUGUCUGAAGAAGAACAUGAACAUGCGAAUAAAUUUAUGGAAUAUCAAAACAAACGUGGUGGUACAAUUGUACUUUUGGAUAUCAAGAAACCAACUCAACAAAGUUGGUCUUCGGCUCUUGAAGCUCAUGAAACUGCAUUACAAUUGGAAAAGGAUGUUUACCAAGCAUUGCUCGAAUUGCAUUCAUAUGCUGGCAGACACAAUGAUCCACACCUUUCCAAUUAUCUUGAAGAUGAAUUUCUCGAUGAACAGGUUAAAUCGCUUAAAGAAUAUUCGGACUACAUCACCAAUUUACGUCGUGUUGGUCCUGGUCUUGGCGAAUAUAUCUUCGAUAAAGAAGAACUUCAAGAUUAA